AUGAACAUUCCUGAGUUGGGCCUAUUGAAUCCAGCCAAUGCCUACGAGAACAAACGUCAGCUUUCCGUUGCUGGAGACAUCCUCCAGAACUCAUUUGAUCGUUUGAAUGGCAUCGUCACUGGGAGCGCUGCGAGUGGAGUGCGGCCACUAUUUGCCCCUGCUUCUGCCGCACCUGCUUCUGCCGCACCUGCUUCUACCAGCCCUGCUGCUGCCGCCCCACUAUUCGGAACUGCUUCGUCCAGCUCGGCAGCCCGCUCCGGCGGUCCAAUCCAGGCUUUGCUGAAUAACGAAAGAACGGGUGGCGGACCUCUCGGUGGUGCCUUUGGUGGGAUCUUUAACAAUCCUUUGCUGCAGACUGCAGAAGGAGGUAGCGGGCUCGUCCAAAAUAUUGGUCAGGGCCUCGGCCAAGGGUUGCUGGAGCCAGUCUUCUCCAUAGCCAAUGGCUCCGGUGCUGGAGGCAUUGUUAGAGGAAUCCUCGACCGUGCUGCCAGACUCACUUCUCCUGCUGGAGAGUCCGCAACCUAG
Gregarina niphandrodes is the source of this 525-nucleotide messenger RNA. RefSeq lists its product as hypothetical. The coding region runs from base 1 to 525 and encodes 174 amino acids. The transcript has a single exon. NCBI's taxonomy places the organism in Eukaryota, Apicomplexa, Conoidasida, Eugregarinorida, Gregarinidae. The record is from RefSeq and is a predicted model, not a curated record.